Messenger RNA from Malus domestica (apple), 646 nucleotides. RefSeq names its product cytochrome b-c1 complex subunit 9, mitochondrial-like. NCBI's taxonomy places the organism in Eukaryota, Viridiplantae, Streptophyta, Magnoliopsida, Rosales, Rosaceae. The record is from RefSeq and is a predicted model, not a curated record. Gene Ontology annotation, biological process: mitochondrial electron transport, ubiquinol to cytochrome c.
CCGCCCCAAACCGUUCCAACACUCUAGCGGACCGCUCCGAGCAACCCGGUUCUCAAAUCCAAACACAAUAUUACAGAACCCAAAUCCCUUUCCCAUUUCCACGACGCAAGAGCUCUGACCAAAAUCUUCCGCCUCGCAGCUCAGAUCAGAAGCAACCGGAAACAGAUUCGCGCAGAUCGCCAUGGAUUCAGCGGCCCGAAGGAGCGGCGGUGGACUCUUCGAAGGCCUUUACAGGGUCAUCAUGCGCCGCAACUCCGUCUACGUCACCUUCGUCAUCGCCGGCGCCUUCCUCGGCGAGCGGGCUGUAGAUUAUGGAGUUCAUAAGCUGUGGGAGUACAAUAAUGUUGGGAAACGAUAUGAAGAUAUUUCAGUUCUGGGGACAAGGCAAUCGGAAGAAUGAGAUUACCAACGCUUCUCUUCGACAAUUCUAAAGUUUUCAUACUCUUGGAAAGUUGGACCGUGCAAAUUAUGCUUUAGGUAGGACUUCUCAUUUUUGUAAUAAAGUAUGGGCGGAUUCAGCUUAUCUAUCAACCUUCCAUUCAACGAAAGUGUUUAUGAAGUGUCGAAUCUGUUGUGCACGGCCACAUUGACUUGAUUCUGUCAAUGGUUAUUGUUUAUUUCUGAGAUUUUGAUCCCUUUUGCCUUA